CAAUGAGCAACUACGGCAACGGCAAAGGGAAGCCGAUGAACGGAGAAGACGAUGAUGACGAAGAUGAUGGAAACGAGAGGGACCUCGAAGCAUGGGAGAGAGCAUAUGCAGACGAGAGAUCAUGGGAAUCAUUACAAGAAGAUGAAUCUGGACUCCUCCGGCCAAUCGAUAACCAAGCUUUACAUCAUGCUCAGUAUCGCCGCCGUCUCCGGUCACUUUCCUCCGCAUCCGCCGCCUCACGUAUCCAAAAAGGCCUCAUUCGAUAUCUCUAUCUUGUUAUCGAUCUCUCUCGGGCAGCUGGAGAGAUGGAUUUACGGCCGAGUCGAAUGGUGGUGGUUGCUAAACAAGUAGAGGCUUUCAUAAGGGAGUUCUUUGAUCAGAACCCAUUAAGUCAAAUUGGUCUGGUAACCAUAAAAGAUGGAGUUGCUAUGUGUUUAACCGACCUAGGUGGCAGUCCCGAGUCUCAUGUCAAGGCACUAAUGGGGAAACUAGGGUGCUCAGGCGAAGCUUCCCUUCAAAAUGCUUUAGAACUUGUACACGACCAACUUGAUCAAAUCCCUUCAUACGGUCAUCGGGAAGUUCUCAUCUUGUAUUCCGCUUUGAGUACUUGUGAUCCAGGAGAUGUAAUGGAAACCAUUCAAAAAUGCAAGAAAUCCAAGAUUAGGUGUUCAGUAAUUGGUCUAUCUGCAGAACUCUAUAUAUGCAAAUAUUUGUGCCAAGAAACAGGAGGCUUAUACUCUGUUGCUUUGGAUGAGGCACACUUAAAAGAGUUAAUACUAGAGCAUGCACCACCACCUCCCGCCAUAGCUGAAUUUGCUAUAGCUAAUUUAAUAAAGAUGGGAUUCCCACAAAGAGCCGCGGAGGGUGUUAUAUCUAUAUGUUCAUGUCAUAAAGAAUCGAAAUUUGGUGGAGGCUACACUUGUCCAAGAUGCAAAGCGCGUGUUUGUGAGUUGCCUACGGAGUGCCGGAUUUGUGGAUUGACACUUGUUUCUUCUCCUCAUCUGGCAAGAUCUUAUCACCAUCUAUUCCCCGUAACCACAUUCGAUGAUGUCGCUCCUUCAAUUGUAACCAAUCAACAUCGUCGGCCAAAGAAUUGUUUCGGUUGCCAGCAAAGUCUCUUGAAUCCUGGAAAUAUGCCGGGGCGGUGUGUAAGUUGCCCGAAGUGCAGACAGUUUUUUUGCCUGGAUUGUGACAUAUACAUUCAUGAAAGUUUGCAUAACUGCCCAGGUUGUGAGAGCUUAAGAGAGGUUGCUGAAUGAAAUGGAACAUCAGCUGAAUUUGGUUUGUUGGAUUAGUGGACACAUACAGGUAAAAGGCAAGAUAGAAUUUCUUCUUCUUGUUUGUUGUUUUUAUAUGUGGCCGUCUGUCUUCUCCAUAUUGUGUAACUUCUAUGCAAUGGUUUCAGAUAGGCUUUGAUCCAUGAGAAUUAAGGAUCUUUUAAUUUAUUCUUUGUUUAUCUAUAACAUUUGGCUGAAAGAUGUGGCCAAGUUUCCGCAUGCAUGUGAAUGUGGAGAAUAAGAUGGUACAUGA
Molecule: messenger RNA, 1530 nt
Organism: Cynara cardunculus var. scolymus (artichoke)
Lineage: Eukaryota; Viridiplantae; Streptophyta; Magnoliopsida; Asterales; Asteraceae
Product: general transcription factor IIH subunit 2
Exons: 4
Coding region: 3-1259 (418 amino acids)
Biological process (GO): DNA-templated transcription; regulation of transcription by RNA polymerase II; nucleotide-excision repair
Cellular component (GO): transcription factor TFIIH core complex; transcription factor TFIIH holo complex
Molecular function (GO): zinc ion binding
Source: RefSeq, a predicted model, not a curated record